AUGGUGUUCACGGGUGUAACGGCCUGGCUGCUGGCGAUGUUUUACGCUGCCGUGUCGUGCGUUGAGAGGCUGCAGCGGUUGUUCAAAGGCGCAGUUGAAGUGGCGAUCACCAGCAUCUGGCUCGUCUUCUGGCUGGCCGCUGCUGCCUCCUACUCCGCAUUUGGAGAGUGCAAGAUCAAAGACGCGACGUACCGGACGUUCUCAAACUGCGACGCCCUGCUGGCCUCGUCGGCGUUCGCUUGGAUGAGUGUGAUCCUGUGGAUCCCCUCCUUGGUGCUGGCGGUCAUCGACCUGCGCCGCGGCGACGGGGUCACCGGCGGCCGGUACGGCUACUGA
Molecule: messenger RNA, 336 nt
Organism: Monoraphidium neglectum
Lineage: Eukaryota; Viridiplantae; Chlorophyta; Chlorophyceae; Sphaeropleales; Selenastraceae
Exons: 3
Coding region: 1-336 (111 amino acids)
Cellular component (GO): membrane
Source: RefSeq, a predicted model, not a curated record